AAGUACAAAAUGUGCAACAUGCUGUCAGACAUGUCGGAUACGACCGGACCGGGAACUGAUUCUCGAAAGUAUGCCAUGAAAUUUCAUUUACUCAACUAGGCCUUUUCUGUUGACCAUAUAGAAACCGGUACAUCGUUGAUGCAAUGUCGAGUUUCUUGUCAGCUAGUGAGAGUGGUUCUUCCACCAGUCCAUCAUUGAGCUUUCAGAUGGUCAUUAGUGGGAUUAAGAAGAUGUAUCCUGCAGUAAAGAAUAUUUCCACAGCGGAGGUGGAGGAACUCUUGAGACCCGAAGAGGCACAGUCAGGACUUGUAAUCGUGGAUGCAAGACCUGAAGCAGAAUACAAUGUCAGUCACAUCCCUUCAGCUGUGAGGAUUGAUCCAGGGAACCAGAACAUGGAUGAUGUCAAGAAGAUUAUUCAAGAUCAACUCGUCAAAGAUGAUUCAGCUAGUCUUGAUAACAAACCCAUCCAAGUUGUCAUGUACUGUUCUGUUGGCUAUAGAUCAUCGGCAUUGGCAAACAGACUGAGGCAAGCACUCAAAGCUGAGAAGGACAAGACAGAUACUGCUACAAACCAUUCAAUUUCACAGCCAACAGAACCCUCUAAAGAGAAAUGUCCAAGGAUCAGAGUCUUCAAUAUGGAGGGCUGUCUAUUCAAGUGGGCCAAUGAGGGCCGUCAGAUGGUGGAUGGGCGAGGCAACAUAACAGAGUUUGUUCACCCCUACAGUAUCAUGUGGGGUCAGCUGAUCAGUAAGGAUAUUAGGAGGUGGGAGGGGCCUCGUAUGUAAAUUGAGGUCAGUGUAUUGUCAUUGAAUGGAUUUUGAGUGGGUGUGGCCUGAUAUUUGAAGUCAGGUCAGAGUAUUUACUGGAUCCUUUGCAAUUUUGAAAAUGAUUAUUUUCAAACAACCUGAAAAUGCUGCAUAAAAUUUUAAGAAUGUAAUAUAUUUAUUGAUAAUGCCUUCACGAAUGCACUGCAAAAAAUAUGGUAUAUGAUUUGAUUUCAUAUUUGUCAUCAAUAGUAAAAUCUCUUCUUUGAUUUUGAACCACUAGGUAUUUAGGUAUCAUCAUAUAGAGCCUACAGCUCUAUAUGAUGAUGGGAAUGAGAUAUUGUUAUUAGGAUAGCUGUUGAUUGCACUUUAACUUCAGCUACAUAACAAUAUUAACUAUGAUUUGCCUUUACUGGGAAAAAAAUUACAGAAUACCAGUUUUCUUUUUUUUAAUGAUCAAAUUUGAAUAAUGGAUUCGACAUGUCAUUUUUAUUGUUUGAAAAAGUGUAGAGCAUAUAUGUUGAAGCUUGCAAAAUGUUAUAUGAUAUUCAGAACUGAAAUAGAAGUGUUCAGGAUUACUCAGGAAUAAUGCUCUGAAAAUGCUUGCAUGUUCUAUUGCGGCGUUGCACUAUACCUACAUACUGUAUGAGAUGUAGGUUUUGCAUGUGUUGAAAAGAAUAACCAAAUCGAGUUUCAGAGCGUAACCAUUGAUAUCGUGCAGUCAGUCCGCAUUGUAUACAUAAUUUCAAUUUAUUAAAGCAUACAUCAACAUCUGCAUGUUGGUAGAGCACUCAUAAUACAGAAAACUUAGCCGUCAUUUGUGGCAUUCUUGGUAAGAAAAUUCGAGCUCAACCCAACCCAAGAUGUAAAUUGGCAGUUUUCUUCUCUAGCUUGUUUUUGACGACUGUCAAGUGGUGAAGUUGCUUCUGUAGCUCCAAAGCCUUUGUUGUUCUCUUCAUUCUGAUUUGUUGAAGGACGUAUUUGACAAGAAGUUUUUCUGUAGAAAAACAACUUCCUUUUUGAUCCAGGUGGGUGUUUCAUAAAGCUGUUCGUAAGUUAAGAGCGACUUUAAGAACGACUGGUGGUCCUUUCUUGUGGUAAAUGGUAUAUACAUUGUUCAUGGUUUAGCGCGUAAGAACGGUUCACCAGUCGUUCUUAAAGUCGCUCUUAUCUUACGAACAGCUUUAUGAAACGGCCCACAGGACUUAAUAUGCAUUUCUACUGAAGUGCUUUUUUCCUCUUUGGUAUCGAUUUUUCAACAAUAGUCGAGAGAACCGCGGCAAAACUUCUUUGGUGCCUCGGAAAGAACACUCCAUGAUCUUUAGAUGGCUUUACGUUUGGCGCUGUCCGAGCUGUAUGCUGUUUCUUUAGUCUGGACUUCUGUCGUCUCUCCUGCUUUCUUCUCAGCAUAUACUAGUAGUUCUUUCCUCCUCUCGUUGACUGGCCGUUUUUUCUGCGUACUCAUGGCAGCCCUCUGUUUCCGUCUUUGUUCUUUCCAGAUAUUAGCUUGAGCUGAUUUCCCUUCCUUGUCCUCUUAGUUGCAGAUCCAGAUGACGUCCCAGAUCUGGCUUAAAUUAUUGUGGUGAUAACAAAUGAAGUUCAUUAUACUGACAUCAAGGUCAACAAAGAUUUAGUUUCACACAAAGGUGCAAAUUUCAUUAGUAGGUCAUUAUUAUGUAAUACAGGGAAAUAGGUUGCUCAAUCAUUAUCAAUAAGUAGAGUAAGUACAAUUUGUGAGAAUUCAUGUACAACAAUUAACAAUGAAAUACAACAACUAGUAACUCACUCCAAAUAGAUCAUCUUUUCAUAGAUGGUGAUCCAUACAUGCAUCCUCUUUAUGUUUGAACUUGAAAGCUUAAAAUGUUCAGUGAAAUCAAGGAGAUAUCACCUCUAACUCCUUGGUGAAAUAUAGCUGAAAAGAUAUCACACUAACGAUGCCUCUAGCUCUAUUUUUCAGUUAACUGUGUACCUAGAUCUUUGACCUCCAUUGGCGAAUAUCAAAUUAUAUCAUCCUUUAUGGUGACACAUUUCUAUUCUUCCAUUCUAGCUACAACAAAAUGACUACAAACUGUUUAUAGUCUACAAUAUAUUCUAUCAAGAAUGUUAAGCAAUUAAAAUGUUCAAAAUGGCAAUGUUAGAAAAAAGGUUUAUGCUAAUACACUAGCUGAAUUAAUCGUAACAGCCAGGUCAAUUUCCUUGCAUUAUUGAUUUACAAUUCAAUUGUCUUUACACAUAAAUGUUUCAAAAGGCAUCUAAAAAAAACAGGAUAAAUUGCAAGACACAUAAAAAAAACUAUUAUACACGGUAUACAUGUAGAAUACACCGCCUUUGCUACAUGUAUAUUGCCCCUAACCUCAAAUUUAGUUUGAUAGGAUAUUGACUUACAUGUACAUGUAUGAGCAGAACAUUUUUGACAUAACUAAACCAAAACUCUACUCUUUCUAGAGUUUCAACUUUACAUCACAGAGGAUUCUUAAUGUAUGACUACCUUGUAAUUGUGACGAACACCUGAAAUUUUAUGGGUUAAUCUCUGACAAUCAUCACCUUAGAAGAAAAUAGUCCUUGGGUAUUGCUGCAUCAAUACCUGGAAUUUCGCUGAGUAUUUGCUAUACAUACGGACGGAUGGAUAGGUUGAUGGCUCCAGGAUCAACUUUUGUGGUUGAGGCAUACAAAAUUUUCGAGCAAACCUUGUUCAGUUCGAAUCGUUUUCUGUAUUUGAUCACUGACCUACAUGUACCAACAUGAGAUAGUCCCCAAGGUACAAAUUCAGGCUGAAAUCAAACAUUGUCACUUUCCAUCUGCAAUUUAAAUGAGCACAAAUUAAAUCUUAUAUUAUUCCAAGGUGUACAAUCUCUGGAGGGUGGGGUGGAAAUACAAGCUACAUGUAUUAAUUAUGUACUAUAAAAACUAGCUUCCUAGGAAUGAAAUGAGACUGAACGGACUCCCACUAUAUGUGGUCUCACACUAAUACCCCUUGCAAUAACUAUGCAGAAUACAGUUUAUUGCAAUAUGAGAAAAGGACUGGACCAAAUUAAGUAGUUGAUGAUUUAAAGUUGUGCUAUACAAAGCUUAAAAAUAAACUUACCAAUGAAAUAAGACAUUCUAGGGCUUCAGCAUGAAGGACUUCUGCUCGGUAUUUGGUACUAUUCAAUUAAUAAACAACAUAGGAAAUAAUUACAUUACUUCCAUUGCACUUAUUGGAGCUGGAAAUCCCUAGCCCUCCAAUUUAAUGCAAAAAAAUGAGUGUAGUCCUUUCAUUUUCUCUGCUCCCAUAAAUGGAGGAGUAAAAUCACUCACCAGGCAACACUAAGGUUACUCCAAAUAACUAUAUUAACAUUCAUGAAACAUUUACAAAUUUGCAAAAGAAUUACAUGUACACGUAAACCAAUCCAUCACGAAUCUUGUACCACAAACACGUGUUAAUAAUUUAAUCUCAAAUCUUGUAUAAUAAAUGUCUUUCUAUCAAUUAUCAAAAUCCUCAAGUGACAAGUGCAGAUCUUUUAAAGGUG
Molecule: messenger RNA, 4273 nt
Organism: Lytechinus pictus (painted urchin)
Lineage: Eukaryota; Metazoa; Echinodermata; Echinoidea; Temnopleuroida; Toxopneustidae
Exons: 5
Coding region: 144-785 (213 amino acids)
Source: RefSeq, a predicted model, not a curated record